AUGCCAGUUCCAUUUGAGGCCUUCAUUCCUCUUGGUUUGAUUACCGGAUUUUUUGGAGCUUCGGGAAUUCUCUUCCACAAGCUCAAGACCAGUGUCAACGAGGGACAGCCUACAAGAUACGGCCUUGACCGCUGGGACAGAAUCAUGAUGGAGCGCGACUACCGCCUCACGGGCACGAAACGCGGACAGACCCAUCAAACAACUGCACCUUCUGGAUUUUCGACUAAUAGCGCGUGGGCGAUAGAA
Lobosporangium transversale is the source of this 246-nucleotide messenger RNA. RefSeq lists its product as hypothetical. The record is from RefSeq and is a predicted model, not a curated record. The transcript is spliced from 4 exons. NCBI's taxonomy places the organism in Eukaryota, Fungi, Mortierellomycota, Mortierellomycetes, Mortierellales, Mortierellaceae. The annotation marks the transcript as partial.